Molecule: messenger RNA, 5235 nt
Organism: Lampris incognitus (smalleye Pacific opah)
Lineage: Eukaryota; Metazoa; Chordata; Actinopteri; Lampriformes; Lampridae
Gene: frmpd1b
Product: FERM and PDZ domain containing 1b
Exons: 15
Coding region: 1-5235 (1744 amino acids)
Cellular component (GO): cytoskeleton
Molecular function (GO): protein binding
Source: RefSeq, a predicted model, not a curated record
AUGGAGGAGAAGGAGAGAUGUAGGAGCAGGUCUCCGGCACGGAGGGCCAAUCGGGUGCAGCAGGUGGUGGGAACUAUAAUAAGACGCACCCGAGAAUCACUUAGCAGAGAGCGGUUGCUAGGCGAUGGACGGUCACAGCGCUCCAACAGUCUGUCCAAUCAAAACUUCCGGGUCAAGUUGACCGUGCAGAUCACCAGGGAUCCCGUACUGGACAGCAGCAGUGGCCAUGGCUUCAUCCUCACCCCCAACCUACCCCUGCUGGUCAGGGAGGUGGCAACAGGGAGCCCCGCGGAUGGGAUGCUGUUCCCAGGGGAUCAGGUACUGCAGAUUAAUGACAGCAUUGUGGAUGAGCUGAGUCCUGAGCAGAUGGUAAACAUCGUAAGGGAUUUGGAGGAUUCUGUGACGAUGACUAUCCUGCGGCACAUGACAAAUCCCAAGUCAUCGAUCAUGUCAGCAGAGAAGAGAGCUCGCCUGAGGAACAAUCCAGUAAAAGUGCGCUUUGCAGAGGAGGUGGUGGUCAACGGGCACACUCAGGGAAACUCUCUUCUCUUCCUGCCCAAUGUGCUGAAGGUCUAUCUAGAGAAUGGACAGACCAAGGCCUUCAAGUUUGACAACACGACCACUGUCAAGGACAUCGUUCUGACUCUGAAGGAUAAGCUGUCCAUAAAGGCCAUCGAGUACUUUGCCCUGGUGCUGGAGCAACAGUACAGCAUCACAAAACUACUGCUUCUUCAUGAAGAUGAGCUCAUACAGAAGGUGGUUCAGAAGAAGGACUCUCAUGACUACCGCUGUCUGUUCAGGGUGUGUUUCAUCCCCAGAGACCCCGUGGAAAUGCUGCAGGAUGACACCUCUGCCUUUGAGUAUCUCUAUUUACAGAGUGUUGGGGACGUGCUGCAGGAGCGCUUUGCAGUGGAGAUGAAGUGCAACACUGCACUUCGCCUGGCUGCAUUGCACAUGCAUGAGAGACUAGACAGCUGUGGACAGACCAGGGCCUCUAUCAAGAGCAUCACGAAGGAAUUCGGCCUGGAAAGUUUUAUAUCCCCCACACUGCUAAGUAACAUGAGGGAGAAGGACCUGAGGAAGGCCAUCAGUUACCACCUCAAGAAAAUCCAGUCACUGCUGGAGCCACGGCAGAAGGUGAUAUCUGCUACUCAGGCUCGGUUGGCUUACCUCACUCAGCUGGGAGAACUCAUUUCCUAUGGGGGGCGGUCCUACACAGCAACUAUGAUGCUCCAGGACAGAGAGGCAUUGGUCAGCCUGCUGGUUGGGGCCAAGUAUGGGAUGAGCCAGGUCAUCAACCAUAAGCUCAACAUGAUCUCCACGCUGGUGGAGUUCAGUAGCAUCAGCCGGGUGGAGCUGCUCUCCGAGUCGGACAAAGUCAGCCUCCUGCGCAUCUCACUGCAUGACAUGAAGCCGUUUGCUUUACUGAUGGACACACUGGCAGCCAAAGACCUAGCAUGUCUGCUGGGAGGCUACUGCAGGCUCCUUGUGGACCCCAUUGUCAAUGUCUUCCGUCUGGGGCGCCCCAAAGUCAGGGUGCACCGGAUUCCGGCUGAGGAAGGUGUGUGUGGGAGGUUCACCGUAAUAGAGGGCGUGUGCUAUGAGUCCCUAUCAAGCUAUGUGUCGCGCUGCUGUAGUGACUCAGAUGACUCAUCAGAUGAGGACUACCCAAUGGACGCUCAGAACAGUCAGUUCCCUGAUUCAGCGAGUCAAGACUGGGAGGAGAGACGGAGAGAGGAGGAGGGGAAGAGAAGAGAGGAAGAAAGACUAGAGAGAGAAGAGAGUAAAGGGAAACAGGAAGUGAAGAUAAUAGUGACAACAGAGGGUAGGGUGAAUGAGGGAGGAGAGGUGGCGGAGACAGCAGCAGGAAGUGGUCUAAGUAAAAUCUGUGACGUAAAGCAGGAAAUGAACCUGGAGACUUCUUGGUACCACACUGACCCGCGAGUUACAAGCAGUUUCUCCAGCUUGUCCAGUGGUUCCUUGAGUGCUGCCCUUGAGGAAAGCAACACUUCAGCCAAAGCCCCCUCCCGCCCAGAGACUGUCCAUGGGCCACGGUCAUCUGAGGGGUUCUCAAUGCUAGAUGUCCACCACCCUUACCUCCUGGACCCACAAUGCCAAAGGGAAGGCAUCUCCCACCAAGGCCAGGCCUCUGCUGGUCCCUUACGACCCACUAACCUCAAUUACUGUGGCAACGACAACUCUUGUCUUUGUUUUGCUGAGCUCUCCCGGGCUGACUAUCUUCCUAGCCCACCUGAAGCCACCAGUGAUGAUGAUGAUGAUGAUGAAGAGGAAGGUGAAGAGGAACUCAGACGCAUUUCUAAGAUCCCUAGUUCGAGAGAUCUGAGGCUGAUUGACAGCACACCCUUUCAGACAUCAACCAACAGCAAAAGUAAAAAGAUUCCCCCGAAAGUCCCAAUAAGGACGAGUUCCAUCCCUACGCGUAAAGCAGCGCAGGCCCAACAGCGCCUUUCCAUGGAGGAAGAGGGUCUGUUCCUGACACCCUCACCGAACUCUAAACCAAUCCUAGGGGUCAAAGAAAGUGCUUCAGAAUCUGAGGAUGAGUUCUUUGAUGCACAAGAAAGAUUUACUCCACCAGUUCCAGAUCUCCCAGAAGCUGAGCUGUCCGAUAGACGGAACGCCAAUCGCUUGAGUGGCACCUGGAAUGGUCUCCCAUCUGUACCAGAGAAGGAGCCCUCUUCACCUCCUACUAUGAAGUCACCACCCUUUGAAAGCAAGAGGCAAGUAGAAGCUCCUAAAGCCCUUACGAAGACAUUUGCCAACCAACAGCUCAGCCCACCCAGGAUGUCGCAAAAGACUGAUAUUAAGGCCAAACCACCACUUGCACCCAAGCCCCAGCUUCCCCCUAAACCUCAGCUUAUUCCCGCUAGGUCUCCCCAACAUGGGCGUUCAUAUGCUCACUGUAAUGGGGAUGCCUCAGGUCGUCUCUCCUCAGAACUCCUGGAGAUGGAGCCAGACACAAUGGAAUUUAAGUCUGUCUCCAGAAGUGCGGGUCCACCUCUGUCCUCUCCCCUUAUUACAGCAGUACGGCGCAGUCAGCAGCCACUGGUGAACCCCAUGUCGCAGAGUCAGGAGAAGGGCGAAAUUCAGGAUAAUGGCCCAAAACAAGAUAAGCAGCUUACACAGGAGAAUAGGUCUGUUUCCAGAGACAAUGUUUAUACUCCCACUGUAAAUGAAACUCUUAAAGCUGAGGAAAAACCCUAUGGGGUUGUUUCACCAAGGGAUGAUAUCCAGGGGGUUGUAAAUGGUGGAGAAGUUGGAGGCACAAAAACACUACCAAACUUACACCCUGUUCCUCACUCUAAUUCUGGGACAAAGCUAGUCCUGACCAUCCCUCCUCCAGUGUCUCCUACAUCUAUUUCUCCCUCCAAUCUCCACCCCUUAUCACUCCCUGCCAGCUCUCCUGUAUCUCCUUCUGAUUCUGUUAAAGAAGUCUUUAAGGAUGGUGCCAGCCCACCAAAUGGCAUCCACCCUUGGAGCAGCCGCAAUGGCAACGUCCAGUCAGGGUCCAGAAGGGUGUCUCUGAGCCAUGAAAGUCUGUCACCCAAAAAUACAGAUGCCCCUCUUAGCCUCACUACUUCCCUCACCUCCAGUUCCUCAAAAGGGGUGGGGUACUUGGACAGCAGGGAGCCAGGGAGGUCUGGGUCAGGAUCAGACUUGAGGACCAGCUCUUCUAGCCUGGGGGCUAGGCUACCAGCCUCAGCUCUGAGGGGUAGGAUCCAGGCUCUGCCCUGGUAUAUGACUCGUUCGCAGGAGAUUCUGGGCACUCUGGACUAUCCGUCCACCAGUUCCAUCAAUGGCGACACAUCUGGCUUUGGCUCUGGUCUGUCUGUAGCCAGUGAAAUAUCAGAUCUAAACAAGACCCCUGUCAAGGAAAAAGAAGCUGUGAUUUUGAAAGCAGGAGAGAAAGGGAAGGUUCUAGAAGAUGGAGCCGAGGUUGUCAUAGCAACCAUAAAAGAGGCUCAAGAGGUAAGCUCAUACAUGAAAAGAGCCAACGGGACAAAUGGCUCUCAUCCUAAUCUUAGUUUCAAAGAGAACAGGGCACACAGCAGCGUUUCAUCAGAGCAGCCUCAGUCACGACCCCACUUAGCCGUGGGUUUGGGGGGGAGUUCCAGCAUACCUAUGGGAGGUGACUCUCCAUCUUCUUCACUGACAGAGAACAAUCCUCCACAACAGCACAAUGAGGCCUGUGGCUGCCGCACUGUUUAUGCAAACUGCUUUAGUGGUGACACUGAGGAUGGUGUUGGCUUUGACGAGGAGCUAACAGUUUAUGAGUUCUCACGCCGUACACGCCCCAAACCUGCACGAACCACACCUGUCCCCUCUCCUACAUCACCCUCCCCCAAUCCCAAUAUCCUGUCAUUGCUGAAGGACAACCCUCGGCCCCUCUCUACCCUCUCUACUGCCUCGUCUGAACUCAGCCCUCUUGUUUCACGUUCUGUCUCUCCCACACAUUCGGCCGGUGGUCCCCUUCGUUCCCUUACUAACAAGCACUAUGGAGGACUGAAGGGUGGUUUUGCCUCCCUGCGUCAAGACAUAGAUCAACUUUUACUAGUACUAGAGAGGGGAACAGCUGACCUUUCACAACCAACAGUAUGUGGACACUCAAGCCAGGAUGCUGUGGCAAUACAGUUUGCUUCUGAAUUCUUAAAUGAGAAGGGAAAAGAAGACAAUGCUACCCAGGCUACAAGCCCAAACUGUACAAGGCAGAAUUCUUCCUCCAUGACUGAGGCUGAACGAAGUCUACUUCAGGCAGAGGCUCGAAGAUUGGCAUCAGGGUGCCAGCGAGCCACACGUGUGGGCUGGGCACCUGAUGAAGCCCUGCGUUCCUUGUCCAACAGCUUCAGUGCCCUGGUGCAGCUUUCAGCAGCCUGCCUGCGGACAUACCCCUGUCCAGGCUGCAACAUCUGCCAUAAUGGGGGCCUGGUCUCCAAAGAUGAAGAGGAUGAGGGCCAGGAGACCAUGGAGAAGCUAAAGGAGAUAGUUGGUCUGUAUCGGGAGUUUGUUGGGGCUGUGGAAACUGCAGGAACAGGGGCCGGGGUUAAGGGUGUGGGUCUCAGUGGGUCUGGGCAGGGCCAGGGGGAUGGAGAAGGGGUGAGGUUGCUGGCCAAACGCUGUACUGUGCUCAUCUCCUCUGUCUUUGCGCUCACACAGCUGUUCCGGACAUGCUCACCAGACACCCCGGACACACCCGGCCAUGUACCUCUCAGUUUUUGA